UAAGACUGAAGAGGAAGAACUAUUUGACGAUCAACUGCCGAGGUGCUGCCACAAAUGGGCUCACUACUGCCCAAGAGUAUAAAACCGUUCUGAAGCCUCAUCGACAAGCUCUUCAAAUGUAUUUAACAUGUCAAAGGUUGCUGGAACGACAGCUUUGAUGUUAUUUCUCUGGAGUGUUUUCGUGCACUUUGGUCGCUUGUCCAGUCUCGGCGUGAAUGAACUCCUGUAUUUUCGGGUCAUCAGCCCAGAGGAGAUAAGCUACAUUUUCAGCGCAGCACCUGCUAAAGACUUUGGAGGACAUUUUAAAUCAUCCUAUGAUGAGAUUUUUCUUGUGCCUGCUGAUCCUGCGGACGGCUGCUCAGACCUGAGCAACAAAGAAAUAAUCAAUGGACAAGUAAUCCUGGUGGAAAGAGGAGGUUGCUCUUUUGUCCAAAAGGCCCAGCGUGUUCAAGAGGCUGGGGGGAAAGCGGUUCUGAUAGCUGACAAUGCAGAGGACAACGACAGUCAGUACUUGGACAUGGUCACUGAUGGAAGCACGGACAAACCCAGCAUACCUUCUCUAUUUUUGCUCGGACGUGACGGGAUGAUGAUCAAACGAUCUCUUCAGAGACAAGCACUGCCAUGGGCUGUCAUUUCAAUUCCCGUCAAUGUUUCCGCCCUGGCUUCAUUUCCUCUCAAACAGCCCCCAUGGACACUUUGGUAGAGCUGACUCACAACCUCAGCAUCCAUUCAGCAUUUUUUCCUCAUUAGUGCAGACUGUCAUAGGGGAAUUACCACUGGCUUCUCUGUGAAUCUUUCUGGUCACGUUUAAGUUCAAAUAUGGCAACGAUGAAUAAAUGAUAUGAACAAUAUGUGUAAAUAUUGCUAUUGCACUCAUUCCCUAAUAUAGAUCGAACCACCACCAUGGAUCAAACCGAGCCAUGAGGAAGGCAUCAUCCUCAGCGCUCAGUUAAAAUGGAAGGUUUUCGCUGGGUAGAUCUUGAAACUGGUCAAAUGAAAACAAAUUGAUUUGAAUAAGUAGAAAGAAAACCUUUUUUCUUUUCCUGAGUGACAUUUGUUCUAUGGGAAAAAGGACGACAUGAUGGCAUGUUCAGGUGGAAAUUAACCAUAAGCUAUAUAUUGAAUGUAAGAUAUUGAUUGGUAUAAUUGAAAGUAAAGCUUUUUUGCGUCCUAUUAUAGAAAUUACUUGAAAAGCAAUCACUUUAAUUUUCCACUUAACGUGUUGCAGUUUGAAUAUUUUUCUUGUAGAUGUCACUACAUCUUACAUAAUGCUCCCACAGAUAACCACAAAUAAAUUAUACAAUGUACGUUAGUAUGACCUCAAAAGCAAAAAGUACUAAAGUAAGUGUUUAGAAAAAAUGAGAAAAGGCCCAAAUGGAUACACAUUCAGACAAAUUAGUUGCAGAACUGCCCUGCAGCAACAGUUCAUAUACUAUCUUCUACGAGAGAAAUUGAGAGAAAAAGAUUCUGUAUGAAGAUUUCUGCGGUGUACUGAAGUCUGAAUGUUAAUUUGAGCCUUUCUGUGUUUCAAAAUGUGGUUAUGCCUUAUAUCAAAGGCAUGUAUUCAGUGUUUACUGUGGGUAAUCCACUUCAUUCUACACAAUCUUUUUUAUUUCUUUAAAGGGUUGGUGAGCAGUUAAAGGUUUUUCGAAUGAGGCCGCUGGCUGGAAAAAUCACUUUAUAUGAAGUCCCUGGUUUUCUCUGAAACAUCCAGGCUGUGUCCAAAUAAAGAAAAGCCUGUAAAUGAAUAAGA
This is a messenger RNA of Menidia menidia (Atlantic silverside), 1753 nucleotides long. Lineage: Eukaryota; Metazoa; Chordata; Actinopteri; Atheriniformes; Atherinopsidae. The record is from the annotation of a GenBank genome assembly.